This is a messenger RNA of Aspergillus uvarum CBS 121591, 591 nucleotides long. RefSeq lists its product as uncharacterized. The transcript has a single exon. The record is from RefSeq and is a predicted model, not a curated record. The coding region runs from base 95 to 484 and encodes 129 amino acids. Lineage: Eukaryota; Fungi; Ascomycota; Eurotiomycetes; Eurotiales; Aspergillaceae.
GUACAGCUGCCAAGAGGAUCGGUGGCAUGUUACACCAACAAGCUGACAAGCAUAACUGUCGGGUGGAGGGACACGUGCCUUUUCCAGAUGUCCGAUGACAUCUUGCCCUUCCACUCUCGUAGUGUGUGUGUCUGACCGCUGCUUGGAGGGUGUUGGUCCCCGAGUUUGUGAUUCCCCAAACAGGCUUAGGCAGUCAGAUGACGAUCAGCGCGGACGGAUCAUGAAUGGGUCCCCGAGUCCAUCUGUUUCUCCUUUUGCUAUUCUCCCCACCUCCAUUCCUUUGGCCGCCUGGUCUGUGUCUGUCACUACAGUUAGACUGUUAGACUAUCUAUUCACCUGCAUCUCCUCCCCCUCCCCCCUCCUUUUCCUUUCAGCCUCUUAUUUUAGUCUUUCUUUCCUUUCAUCUGUAUUAUAUCUUUGCUUUGUGUAUAGCUUCAUCCUCUCCGACCCUCUGUUUUGGCGUGUUCCGCUAGACAUAACAUAACAAUCGACCUCUCGGCUGCACUCACUUCCUUAUCUCCGUGUCUCACCGCCGUCGACCGCUUCUUCUUGUUUGCAUCCAAACACAGUCGAACUUUCGUCCGCGUCUCC